AUGAAUCGCGGCGUCCUCCUGCUCGCAGAGCCGGAGCCUCCCGGGACGUACGCAAGGCUCAGAGCUAAGGCAUUCGCGGAAAAUGCGCAUCUCAGAGAGCUGUCGCCAUCCGACGAUGAUGACGAUGACGACGACGAGGAGGAGGAGAAGGAGAAGCUUGAGCCUGCGCCAGAGGCCCCGAAUCAUGAGUCAAAACACUUUCCGGGUAGCAAGCAUCGCGAGAUCCAAGAAGAGGAUUGGAGUGUCCCCUUCGAGACUCUUGGUCCGGCAGACUUCGCGAGACGCGCCGCAAAUGAAGUGAAGCUGGCCCGUGAAAUGUCUGCUUGGGGAGAGGCAGAAUACGAGCGAGGCAAACAGGAACGUGCCAAUGCGUCAAGACUUGCUUCCCAGCAAGGUAUCAGCGAAGCUCUUCCGCAGCCGGACCCUUCUACGCCGUUUCAUCGACAGGCUCCGCUCCGCGCUCGCUUGGCUGCACAAGCAAACAUAACGAAGCAUGUGAACAGCAAGAAGCAGAAAGCACUGGAGAAAAGCAAGCUCGGAAGAAAGAAUGCGGCCAUUGCUGAUAGUCAUGAGACACCGGCGACUACGGAGGCACCACCAGUGAAGGAAACUCCGAUUGUUGAGGAGUCUUCGGAUGAAGAGUGCGAGGCACCUGCGAAGCCCGAAGCAGAGAAGAAGGACUGGGAGAAUGUCGUCGGAUGA
Colletotrichum karsti is the source of this 702-nucleotide messenger RNA. RefSeq lists its product as uncharacterized. The transcript is spliced from 5 exons. The record is from RefSeq and is a predicted model, not a curated record. Bases 1 to 702 code for a protein of 233 amino acids. Lineage: Eukaryota; Fungi; Ascomycota; Sordariomycetes; Glomerellales; Glomerellaceae.